CUUAAGUCUUCUGUUGUUUACAUUUUUUUAACAGCAAAGUUUUGUUAAAAAUAAAAAAAACCGUUUAAUAAUAAUAUGCCGCCUAUUACAAGGCGAAGUUCGACGAGAAUAACUGGGGUAUUAGUUACCAACUCGACUGUCACAACAGAAGAAUCCCGUUAUUCAAGCAAGAGAAGUGCAGGAAAGGAGGACCACAAAGAAAAUGUUGGUUCUGUGAAUGGAGCAAGUGGAAAAAGACAAUUUAUUGAACAUGGCGGCAACCGAACAGAGUUACAUUCCAAAGAUUCAGUUUUGCAAGAUCAACCUUCUCCAAGAAAGUGUUCUCGUAGUGAUUCACUGAUUACUCGUUUCAAAGAUAACAGUCUGGAUACAAGCUCCUUGUUAUCUAAGAAUGCGUUCCCUUGCAAAGUAUCAUCACUGGCUGUUCCGUCAAGUAAUGAAUCACACACAGAGCCUGAGGAAGAUGAAAUCUUAUCAUAUGAAAAACUGAGAUUGAAGAAUGUGCAUGACAAUGCUGAGUUUUUGGCUUCUCUAGGAAUCCAGGAAGCAAAGCAGAACUUGCAAAGAAAGAAAGAGAAGCCAAAGAAAGACAAACUUUAUCAAAGACCAAGAGCUGCUAAAGAAAGCUCCCCAAGAGAACCAACAAGAAGGAGUCUGAGGGUUCGCAGUAUCAAGCCGAUAGACGCGGUGGAGACUCCCUCCGUGACGUACUCGUCUGUGAGAAACAGAUACAUGGAAAGACAUCCACCAGGCCCCUUCGAUAUGACAUGUUGUUUGUUUCCGUCUGUGACAGAAAACUUACACAACAAGCUGCGCGACACAGUCCGAUCAGCGUGUGAUGUGGAAGAACAAGUGGAACCGCUCACAUCAUCACUGAAGAGCUUCAUGGAAGAGUUUAAAAAACUGAAUCUCGGUGAAAACCGAGUAAUUAAAGUGGUCAAGGAGAGGAUAUUUUCACUUGCCAUCCACCCAUCGGAGAACAAGAUCCUGGUUGCAGCUGGAGACAAGUGGGGCAACCUCGGUUUUUGGGAUGUGGAAUCUGAAGAUGACGCUGUGACUGCCUACACUCCUCAUACGUCACCUAUUAACCACGUGGAGUUCUGUCAGUGGAAGCCAGCCACAGUGUUUACCUGUAGUUACGAUGGAACGUUCCGACAUGGUGAUUUUGAACGAGCUGUCUUCAGUGAGGUGUAUUCUGUUCCCGUGGAGGAAGACAUAAUGCUGAGGUCGUUUGGUUUCCAGUCGAAAGAUGUAGUCGCCAUUGCCCAGUCUGAUGGGUGUGUUGCAGUGGUUGAUCAGAGAACCCCUGGAACAUCUGCAGAGAAUAUAUAUCACCUCCACAAGAAAGGCCUUCGAGCACUGGACAUUCAUCCCACUAACAAACAGUAUUUCCUCACAGGAUCUGUCGAUGGGUCGGUAUGUUUGUGGGACAUGAGAAAGAUGAAAUCAAAGUCAAACGUGGCAAUUGCCACAAUGAUGCAUGCCCGAAGUGUUGACUCAGCAUGUUUUUCGCCCAUCACAGGAAACAAAAUACUGUCAUGCUCGUCAGACAACACAAUCAACCUGUUCGACAGUUCCACAUUGAAUAAGAAUAUUACACGGACACAUUCCAUUAAACACAACAACUACGUUGGGCGGUGGUUGACAAAAUUCCGCGCCGUGUGGCAUCCAUCACGAGACGACCUGUUUGUUAGUGGAAGCAUGACACAUCCCAGACAGAUCGAGAUUUUCUCCGACACUGGUCAGCUUCUCAAAGCAUUCUCUGAUGUUAGCCUGAAUUCUGUGUGCUCCAUCAACAUGGUCCACCCAAGUCGCAACAUCCUCGCUGGUGGCAACUCCAGUGGCAGGGUGCACGUGUUCAUGUAGACGGAAAGUGUAAACUCAGAAAUUUUCUGUUCUAUUAAAACUGUGGUGCAGAAGAACACUGCAAUAUUGUGAAGUCUAAGAUGAAGACUGAUAGAAUAGAAUACUGGUUUUUUAUCUUAUAACUUGCCCAUAAUAUCCAUGUCAUGAACCCAUUUGAUAUUUACUAACUCAGUUAAUAUAGUUUUGUUGUCAAUGGGUCAUUUGUUUACAGCCAACACGACUUGUAUACCUGAGCAUAACAUUUUGAUGAGAUUUAGUGGAAGUGCUAUUUGUGCUAAUCACGAUAAGCGUCAUAUUACCAGUGAGGCGACUUCAGAACUUUGAUUUGACUACAUAUCAAUUUAAAGUGUUAUUUUUGGAGUGUUAUAGGAUAAAUAGAAUUCGCUACUCGUGUUUUUUAAUAUGUAAACUAUCAACCUCAUCUAGUUAAUCAGUAUUUGUCUCGGCAGAGCCUCGACAAAUACUGAUUAACAUAGAUUCGGUUGAUAUUUUCCAUAUUAAAAAACACUCAUGAUGAACCCUCUAUAUACGCUGAAUCUAGAUUCUUACAGGUUCGUAGAAAUCCAGAAAAGUCCUGGAAUUUACAAAUAUCAUUUUUCAUGCCUGAAAAGU
This is a messenger RNA of Gigantopelta aegis, 2478 nucleotides long. RefSeq names its product WD repeat-containing protein 76-like. Lineage: Eukaryota; Metazoa; Mollusca; Gastropoda; Neomphalida; Peltospiridae. Gene Ontology annotation, molecular function: DNA binding; protein binding. The transcript has 15 exons. The record is from RefSeq and is a predicted model, not a curated record. Gene Ontology annotation, biological process: regulation of DNA damage checkpoint. Gene Ontology annotation, cellular component: nucleus. The coding region runs from base 76 to 1866 and encodes 596 amino acids.